Gymnogyps californianus (California condor) is the source of this 1732-nucleotide messenger RNA. It is a transcript of the gene BBLN, whose product is annotated as bublin coiled coil protein. The record is from RefSeq and is a predicted model, not a curated record. The transcript is spliced from 2 exons. Bases 6 to 299 code for a protein of 97 amino acids. Lineage: Eukaryota; Metazoa; Chordata; Aves; Accipitriformes; Cathartidae.
GCGGGAUGUCGGGGCCGAACGGGGAGCCGCACGUGCCGGUGGGCGGCGCCGGCGGCAACGACGAGGAGGAGGAGGAGGAGGACGGAGACAGCUUCGGGGAGGAAGAAUAUGCAGCAAUAAACUCCAUGCUGGACCAGAUCAACUCCUGCUUGGACCACCUGGAGGAGAAGAAUGAUUAUCUACACGCCUGCUUGAAAGAACUGCUGGAGUCCAACCGCCAGACCCGUCUGGAGUUCCAGCAGCAGAGCGAGCAGCAGAGUAUGGAAGCUGAUGUGCAGGGAUCACAGCCUCCCGUCUAGUGUGCUGGCCACAAACUCUCAGUUGCUAUUGCUAAGGGGGCAUUUACUGGUCACCGAUUUAACGUAAGACUUGAAUAGAAGAGGUACCUCGUGCCUGUUACUUGUUCCUUCCUGUGGUUGUGUCCUGCCAUUCACCUCCAUGUUCUGUUUUUCUUUAGCUGUCCGAUAGGUGCAGAAGCACACAGGUGGAUGUAAGAAAGCUGGUUCUUUUUGCUCCUCGACACGAGCCUGGCACUGACACUAGGUUAAAGCUGGUUGUAGGAAACCUGAUGCCAUGCAGGUUGUUUGCCAGCAGGCCCUCUUCACAAAGAGGAAAAAUUAUCUCUGCUCUUUUGCACUGUUAAAUCCAAGCAAGGAGUGUUACAGCUCUAGCCUCUUCCCUCAAAAAGCACAGUAGGCAGGGGCUGUCCUGACUCCAGGCUUGUCCCCAAGUGUAGCUCUGGUGACAGACUUGGAGAGGGAGGCCCUAGGCCAGCUCCUGCCUUGAAACUACAGCUUCCCCAUUAUUCACAUUAACUGUGAUGUACGAAAUAUUGGCAGAUGGUCCCAGAUCACUGGACGCUUCUAUCCCCUUCCAAGCAGAUAAGACAAGCUACCAAGGUGACAUUUUUGACUGUUACAAUUGGAAGCUGCCUAACUCCUUAAGCUGCCAUUAAGGACUCAGGCGUUAGAGAGAGGCAGAGCAGCCUGGUUAGCCCCCACCACAGCAUUAGCUAUACAGAGCAAAGAGACGGGGGCCUGCCUGCCAUGGGCUGUGAGCAGAGUCCUCCCUGUACAUUUUGACAAGAGUACGCAUGAGCAUUCUGGUCUGAAACUUUGUGAUCUUGUCAGGAUGGUCUGGGGCCAGUACUGUGAAGCAAGUCUUACUGUUCUACUUCUGUAGAGUUAAAGGAGUUUUUUGGAAAGUUAAAGUUAUCUAUAAGAAAUCUGUUUUAUUAAAAUCAGUUUGAAACAAAAUUUCUUCCUGAGAGUCUCCACUAUGAGAACAGACUGUAUUAAGCCUUGUAGUAUUAACAAAGGACCAAGAUGCAUAUUCUUGCCUAGCUUAGGACACAGUGCUUGUCCAGGAGUGUGCAUCUUUGAAAGGAAACUGUUCUUAGGAGCAGAAUUGGGCACACAGUCUCCCAAGAGAUAAACUUUUCCUCUGCCUGGAAAGGAAACGAGAGGAACUACGAAGAAUUCUUAGUGAAAAAUAAGUCUGCAUCCAUCUACUUCAUGAACUUUGUCCCCUAUGGAAAUCACAUUACCACCAUCUUUCAGGUUCAACAAUCCAAGCCUCAGUCUUUCCACGUAAUUCCUGUAUCCCAACUGUACAAGUAAUAACCAACACCAUCCUGUAUUAGACACGCUAAAGCCAGGCUUAUUUUAUUCUUAAAAUAAAAACAGCAGUAAAGUUGAAGGUUUUUGCUCUAUUAAAAGACUCAGAAAAUAAA